This is a messenger RNA of Mizuhopecten yessoensis (Yesso scallop), 1656 nucleotides long. Its product is annotated as mucin-2-like. Bases 1 to 1656 code for a protein of 551 amino acids. The transcript is spliced from 2 exons. Lineage: Eukaryota; Metazoa; Mollusca; Bivalvia; Pectinida; Pectinidae. The record is from RefSeq and is a predicted model, not a curated record.
AUGCCACCAGCACUCCCUAAUAUUCCCAUGAAACGAGGACACACCCCUAACACAAGUACAUCUCCGACACCAGUAAUACCCCGACACCAGUUCUCCCCCGACACCAGUACUACCCCGACACCAGUAAUCCCCGACACCAAGUACACUAGUACAACAGUACACCACGACACCACUACUACCCCUGACACCAUUACACCACAACACCAGUACACCAACGACACCAGUACUCCCCGACACCAGUACUACCCCGACACCAGUAAUCCCCGCCACCAACACACCACGACACCCGUACCCCCCCGACACCAGUUCUCCUCGACACCACUACCCUUGACACACUUACACCAAGACACCAGUACCCCCCCGCCACCAGAACAACCCCUUACACGAGUACUCCCCCGACACAAGUACUAUCCCGACACCAGCGCACCACGACACCAGUACACCACACCACCAGUACACCAACGACACCAUUACUCCCCGACACCAGUUCUUAACGACACCAGUACUCCCCGGCACCAAAACACAAGAACUCCCCCGACACCAGUAAACCACGACACCAGUUCACCUCGACACCAGUGCUCCCCGAUACCAGUACUAUCCCGACACCAGCGCACCACGACACCAGUACUAUCCCGACACCAGUCCACCACGACACCACUACUACCCCUGACACCAGUACACCACGAAACCCGUCCUCCCCCGACACCAGCAAUCCCCAACACCAAGUACACCACGAUACAACAGUUCUCCUCGACACCAAUACACCACGACAACAGUCCUCCCACGACACCAGCACACCACGACACCCGUACACCACAACACCAGUACACCAACGACCCCAGUCCCCCCCGACACCAGUACCCCCCCGCCACCAGAACAGCCCCUUACACGAGUAUUCCCCGACACAUCAACAUCCCCGACACCUUUACUUCACCGACACCAGAACAACCCCUUACCCGAGUACUCACCCGACACAUCAACAUCCCCGACACCUUUACUUCACCGACACCAGAACAACCCCUUACCCGAGUACUCACCCGACACAUCAACAUCCCCGACACCUUUACUUCACCGACACCAGAACAACUCCUUACACGAGUACUCACCCGACACAUCAACAUCCCCGACACCUUUACUUCACCGACACCAGAACAACCCCUUACACGAGUAUUCCCCGACACAUCAACAUCCCCGACACCUUUACUUCACCGACACCAGAACAACCCCUUACACGAGUACUCCCCCGACACAAGGACUAUCCCGACACCAGUCCACCACGACACCACUACUACCCCUGACGCCAUUACACCACAACACCAGUACUCCCCGACAACAUUACUACACCAACAACAGUACAACACGACACCAAUACACCCCGACAACAGUACUCCCCCGACAACACUACCACCCCAACAACACUACAACACGACACCAGUACAUCCCCGACACCAGUACUUCCCGACACCAGUACACCAUGACACCAGUACUCCCCGACCCCAAAACAGAAGCCCCCCUCCGCCACCACUCCCCGACGACACCAGUCCUCCCCGACACCAGUACUUCUCGACACCACUACUCCACGACACCAGGACUCCCCGACACAAAACAGAAGGACUCCCCCGACACCAGUUCCCCCCCGACACCAGUACACCAUGA